AUGGCCGAAGUCGUGUUCGCAAGACAGUUCCUGGCGACCUUGGAGUCGCGCCCGGCGAAGCUGUCCGCCGACCAUGUCGAGGACCCCAAGAACUUCCCGGCUCGUCCUCCCUACAUCCUGCCCAAGAUGCCCAAGGCCAUGAGCAAGCCCUCGAAUCUUGCCCCAGGUCAGGAGCGCAGCGUCAACGUCACUCUCAAGUCCCUGCGCAACCCUCCUCUGGAUAUCAAGCUCUCCUCCCAGUCGCUCAACACCUCCAUCCUCGACAUCAAGGCGGCGGUUGAGGCGGAGUCACGGAUACCUGUGGACAAGAUGAAGCUGCUGUUCAACAAGAAGCCGGUGCCAGACAGCAAGGUGCUGAAGGACUUGCUUACGGACGGUCAGGCAUCUCUUGAGUUCUCCGUCAUGGUUAUUGGAGGAGCUGCUGCAGUCAAGCCCGAGCCUAGCGCUGCGGUUGCGCCCAACACUACAGAGGAGGACAUCGGAGAGGCGGCAUUGGACACGGACGAAUUCUGGAGCGAUCUCAAGGGCUUCUUACUGCAGAGGCUUAAGCACGAGCAAAAGGCGGAGGAGCUAUCAGGGCUGUGGCGCUCAACCUGGCAGGCCCAGAAGAAGUCAUAA
Molecule: messenger RNA, 618 nt
Organism: Colletotrichum abscissum
Lineage: Eukaryota; Fungi; Ascomycota; Sordariomycetes; Glomerellales; Glomerellaceae
Exons: 2
Coding region: 1-618 (205 amino acids)
Molecular function (GO): protein binding
Source: RefSeq, a predicted model, not a curated record